Peronospora matthiolae is the source of this 663-nucleotide messenger RNA. Lineage: Eukaryota; Oomycota; Peronosporomycetes; Peronosporales; Peronosporaceae. The record is from the annotation of a GenBank genome assembly.
AUGUACGAAGGGAUUGACAACCUGAAAUCCCUUUACGACCGUGCCGGGAAGACUUUCUCCGGCGGUCCUUCUGCGGCACAGGAUGUGUCGCGUCGUACUGCUCGACCAGACCCAGUACGUCGAUCAUCAGUUGGGAGCGGGGCUCCCAAGAAUCCCAGGACGGGGGAUAGCCGCGCCACCGGACGAGGUAACUCGUCCGACGUCCGUUCACGUCGCGGUGGUUCAACAGCUGCUCAACUAGAUAGCGCUGGCCACCGCGAGAGUCCUCUAAUGGAGGUGGAGGAGGAGGAAAGACGCUCUCCACACGAUCAUGUGGAUCGGUGUGUUCCCGAGAGCUUCUUUGAUCGCGUAACGCAAGGGUUACGCGACGAUCUCGAGCAUGAGCGGAAUAGGCGUCUCCAGAUGGUGGACACUGCCUCGAAGCAUCGAGCUGAGUUUGCCUUUGCUCAGCUUGAGAACGAGAGAUCUCUGACAUCUCUUCGUGACGAGCUAAGGGUAGCUCGUGGGAUUGUUGAUCGGUCUCGGGCUGAGAUAACUGCUCUUCAGACCCUUGUUGAUGCCCACCAUCGGGAGCACAAGGCUCUCUGCGAGAUGCUUGAGCGCAAGGGCGUUCUUCAUCGGAAGAAGCAGCGUACUGAUGGUACGGCAAGCCGACCAACGUAA